AAUAGGGUAGAGGUAGACCAUUGUAUGGUACGGUAGAUCUAUUAGUAGAAGUACAUUGGAAGUGUAUAACGAAGAUGAUUAUAUGUCAGCAGCUUUUUUUUGUUAACCAUUUCCCAUACCUUACGUUUUCCAUAGAGUGAUCUUAGACAGGGAUAUGUUUAACAUCUUGAUGUGUUCACUCACAAUAUGUCAUUAUUGGUGUGUGUGUGUGGGGGGAGGAGGAUUAUUCUGAUUACCAAUUCAACAGUUGGUUGAGCAGAACCCCACGAGGAGGAGGAGCUUUAGAGGCUCUUAACCAAGGAGGGUAAUCUUCUGUUCCAUCUGCCAGUCCACUGGCCAGCAGGUGACCAUGAGCGAUUCUGUAUCCUGUAUCCCUAUUCACGGCUGGGUUUCAGUACCACAUUCAUCUACACUGGCCAUUGCUGUUGUGAGCGGUCAAUGUGAGUGACCUGGGAGGGUUGGUUUGGAUACGCUGAGACUUCAAACGUCUAUUCAUCCCAUGAUGCUGUUGUCUCCUGCGGCUGAGCGCAACCAGGACGAUAUACUGUCAGUGCUGGCAGACAUUCUGGAGGAGCAGUCCCACAAAGAACUGUUUGGCCUGGAGCUGGGCUCUGGCACAGGGCAGCACGUUGUGCACUUUGCCCAGGAGCUGACCUAUGUCACCUGGCUUCCAUCAGACAUCCAAGAGGAGUCUCGUGCAAGUAUCCGUGCUUACAUUGGGGCAACGAAAGUGAAGCGCGUUCUAGAACCUGUGCACCUGGAUGCCAGCGAGCCCUGGGACAAAUGGGCGGGCCUGCCCCGCAGCUCCUGUGACGUCAUCGUAGCCAUCAACCUCUUCCAUGUCUGCUCCUUCAAAACAGCAGAGGGUGUUUUUCAAGGAGCUGGCGAGAUUCUGAGAAAGAAUGGCUUUCUGAUGACAUAUGGGCCUUAUGCAAUGAAUGGGAUCAUCAUUCCGGAAUGUAAUGAGGAACUGGACAGAAGUCUGCGUGAGAGAAACCCUGAGUGGGGUCUUCCUGACAUUGACGUCCUGAGACAGAUUGCCUUUACUAAUGGAUUGCGUAUGGAGAGGAUGAUUGACAUGCCAGAGUCCAACAAAUGCCUGGUCUUCAGGAAAUUCUGAAAAGUCAAGCCCUUAUGCAGAGAUACAUCAGUAAUACACUGAUGUACUGAAGAACUGGGACUUUGUUCGUUCAACAUGUAAUUGCAAUUCUUGCACUUUAUGCAGCAAAGUACGAGAAUCUAUGCAAAGUUUAUUUCAAAAACAUACGUAUAUGACAGUUAUCACUAUGCAACUUCUAGACAUGAUCUUUCAAAAGGUGCUGUAGGUACCUUUUGUUGUUAAAAAAUUCUCUAAAUGUCACAGUAUAGUUGGUGCGUGAUGUUGAAGACGAUGAUGAAGACAAAAAUAAAAAUUGACUGUAUUUC
Molecule: messenger RNA, 1425 nt
Organism: Clupea harengus (Atlantic herring)
Lineage: Eukaryota; Metazoa; Chordata; Actinopteri; Clupeiformes; Clupeidae
Product: methyltransferase-like 26 B
Source: RefSeq, a predicted model, not a curated record